Messenger RNA from Rhizoctonia solani, 2766 nucleotides. Its product is annotated as myosin-3. Gene Ontology annotation, cellular component: nucleus. Gene Ontology annotation, biological process: base-excision repair. Lineage: Eukaryota; Fungi; Basidiomycota; Agaricomycetes; Cantharellales; Ceratobasidiaceae. The record is from RefSeq and is a predicted model, not a curated record. The transcript has 17 exons. Gene Ontology annotation, molecular function: phosphoric diester hydrolase activity; DNA-(apurinic or apyrimidinic site) endonuclease activity; double-stranded DNA 3'-5' DNA exonuclease activity. The coding region runs from base 1 to 2766 and encodes 921 amino acids.
AUGGCUAACUCUGGCUCUAAAUUCUCUUCUCGCGUUCAACAACAGGCUGCUUCAUUGGUUAGAGCGAUUGAAAGAAUACACGAGGAGGAGAGCGGAAUUUUCGUCGCCCGUGCAGAUAAUAUCUCCCGUGAGAAUGAUCGAUUACGCAAGGAGCUAUAUGAUCUUCAGCAGCGAAUCAAAAUACUCACCGAGCGCCUUGGUUUCGAAGAUCUGGAUCGCGCAGAAGAGUCACUGAACGACAAAUUGUCCGGGAAUCAGCUUGUUCAGGAACAAGCUGCACGGGUGGAAGAACAGCAGCUAACAGAAGGUCUCAAAUCCGACUUGGCACGUCGGAAGAAGACUAUUCUCGAUGCUCAGGUAGAAUCGGAACAGGACCGCGAAGCGCUGGGGCGACUCAAACUGGAGCUUCAAUCUGAGUGGCAGAAGAGUAGCAAACUAGAAUUCCAGAUUUCUACAUACAGGAAGGAAAACGAGCGCCUUAUAAGCGAGUGCGAGGAGCUCAAAUCUGCCUUGACCAAGGGUCGUAUUCAACGUUUGUCCUUGGCGCCUGAAACUCCUUUGCGAGAUCCCUCCGCCAAAAUAGACAUUCCAGCCGUAGGCGGCCAGGACCUAUCUGCUCCCGAAGACAUUGGCUCACUCCCUGCCGAUGCCCAGUUGCCCAUUUGCGACGGCAAUCUAGCGCAAUGGAACAUGUUCAAGGAAAAAUACCGAGUUAGUAGUGGCGGAAAGGGAAUUGUUGUUUCGGAGAGAGGCAUUAAAACUCAAAGUCGAGUUGCCAAAUGGGCCAAAGACUCCCCAACUCCAGCCGCCAGAACAUCUCACUCAAGGGCUAUUCCCGCCACGCCUGUCGGCAACGAUGUGUUCAUCAAACAAGAAGAAAGUACACCUACUCUUGCAGCUUUACCUCGCCUUCAAAGGCUUCAACUAAAUCCUCCAAGCUCGGGCCUGGUCACACCUGAAGGGGUAACACCCGCUACUUCGAAUACUGAGACACAAGAUUCACGAUCCGUUUCACCAGUAGUACCAAUGAACGAGCACAGUACCAAAGAAAGGUCUCCCGGAGCCAAGUCCACAGGUCAGAAGCCGGCUGCUAGACCUGACAUUAUGGCAAUCAAGCAGGGAUCUCAGAGCGAUAACGAGGGUAGUUUGCUUUUGCGGAAGCUGAGUCACACCAGUGCAGCCCCGCUAUUAGCUCGCAGCAUGUCUUCUCCAGCUGAAUCACCUCACCAUCCAAAAGAUGGCGCACGUAGAUUGAAACUUUUGGGGAAACGGAAAGCUUUCGCAUUCGAUGGCGAAAGUUCCGAUGAAGACCCUGCAACGCCCCGAGCAAACAGAGGGAUGUCGGCUUUAGCCUCAGAGCCCGCUGACCAACCCCGUGAUGAAAGAGAUGCUCAGCUAAGAGAAUUGAGACGCAAGUCCGGGCCACAAGCGGUGACCGACUAUCAGCAAUUCAAGGGGCGGGGUCGUUAUGCUGUUACUUCCAAGCCAGGGGACAAAACCAUCAACAGCGAGUUCGAGAUCAACCCUAUACAUAACGAGGGAAAACUUGCUGCUGGGGACUGCAUUGCUUGCAAAGAAUACUAUGAAGCAGUUGGAGCGAUGCCUGCUCGUCCCAGAGCGCCUCUCUGGAAGUCCCCGCCACCCGAAGGCGCUGGCCCAUCCCUAAGACCUCACUCAUGUAAACAUAGAGAGGGCGGUGCAGAUCUUUCUGUGUCAGAUGAUGUUGAUAUGGAAGAUGAUGUUGGGCUGGCCGCGCAUAAGCAGGCAAUCUCACGCCACCGACACAAAUGGGUCCCAGCUUCUACCCCUCCUGACUAUUGGAAUAUUGGAUUCCCCGAUACGCAGCAAGUUGAAGAAAUUAACCGACGUGCUGGUGAACUGCACAAUCAGAAACGCACUGCCGUCGAACAAGAAGCGGGGAUUUCUCCAGUCGAGAAGGAGGCAGAUACAGGAAACGGGCAUAACAGUAGACUCUGGGUCAACGACCAGCCUGUUGAUCCACUACUUGCGAAAAAUUAUCCUUACCAGUACUGGAAUAGGGCCGCCAAAAAGGGAUAUGCCGGAACUGCAAUCCUGUCAAAAUACAAACCGAUAUCUAGCUCGUUUACCCUAGACUCAAGUACCAAUGCCGCAUCGGGGACACCGAAGCUGGACGAAGACGACAUCAAGGGUAGACUUGUGACAUUAGAGUUUGAGAAAUGCUGGGUUAUUGGUACCUACGUCCCCAAUGCUGGUGAAGGUCUUAAGAAUAUGGACAGGAAAGUAGCUUGGCAGGUAGCGUUUGAGGCUCACCUUAGGAAGCUCGAUGCUGUCAAACCUGUGAUCUGGGCCGGCGACUUGAAUGUUGCUCCUACCGCAAAAGAUCUUAGGAACGAUAAAUCUAAUUGGAACAAGACGGCUGGCUACACUGAGCAAGAGACAUCGGCUUCAAGCGCGACGGAAACAGCGCAUACAACCUCGGCCGAAGGGAAAGAAACUACCACCACUGAAGUCACUGCAGUUGUUGCGGCUAACGUGGCGCCGUCUACACAUGAUCGUGCCGGGCCUAUGAUGGACGUCUGGAGGCGAUUGCACCCCGACGACGAGCAUUACACUUACUUCAGCUACCGCUUCAAUGCCAGACUGAAGGGAAUGGGCUGGCGCAUUGAUCACUUCGUCGUUAGCGAGCGAUUCUUCCCCAAAGUUGCUGCCUGCGAAAUUCGAAGUGAGAUAUGGGGAGCAUCCGACCACUGUCCCAUCAUGAUGGACUUUGAGGGUCCACUUUAA